Molecule: messenger RNA, 1525 nt
Organism: Erigeron canadensis
Lineage: Eukaryota; Viridiplantae; Streptophyta; Magnoliopsida; Asterales; Asteraceae
Product: delta(12) fatty acid desaturase DES8.11-like
Exons: 1
Coding region: 125-1261 (378 amino acids)
Biological process (GO): lipid metabolic process
Molecular function (GO): oxidoreductase activity, acting on paired donors, with oxidation of a pair of donors resulting in the reduction of molecular oxygen to two molecules of water
Source: RefSeq, a predicted model, not a curated record
GAGAACUAAAACUACUUCUCUAUAGCUGAAGUAUUUCUUUCUUCUUUAAGUUCUUGUAUACCUCAAAUUUUAUUUUGAUAUAUAUUUAGAGGGAGCUAGGUUAGUUAACUAGAUAUCAAACACCAUGGGUGCAGGUGGUCGAAUGUCGGACCAAUCGAAUGAGGGCAAAAACAUCCUUGAACGUGUGCCAGUUGAUCCGCCUUUCACGUUAAGUGAUCUAAAGAAAGCAAUCCCGGCCCAUUGCUUUGAGCGUUCUGUUAUUCGAUCAUCUUACUAUGUUGUUCAUGAUCUCAUUAUUGCCUAUGUGUUUUACUACCUUGCCAACACCUAUAUUCCUCUUCUAGAUGCCCCUCUAUCUUACUUGGCAUGGCCGGUUUACUGGUUUUGCCAAGCUAGCAUCCUAACCGGGUUAUGGGUCAUUGGUCACGAAUGUGGUCACCAUGCCUUUAGCGAACACCAAUGGAUUGAUGACCUUGUUGGAUUCGUCCUCCAUUCUUUCCUUUUUACCCCUUACUUCUCUUGGAAGUACAGCCAUCGAAAUCACCAUGCCAACACAAAUUCACUUGAUAACGACGAAGUUUACAUUCCUAAACGCAAGUCCAAAGUCAGAAUUUACUCAAAACUUCUUAACAACCCACCGGGUCGUGUGUUCACUUUGGUUUUUAGGUUGACCCUAGGAUUUCCUUUAUACCUCUUAACUAAUAUUUCUGGCAAGAAAUACGGAAGGUUUGCCAACCACUUUGAUCCAUUGAGUCCCAUUUUCACAGACCGUGAAAGGAUUCAGGUUGUUUUAUCCGAUAUUGGUCUCCUUGGUGUUUUCUACGUGAUCAAGCUUCUUGUCGCGGCAAAAGGAGUUGCUUGGGUAACGUCUAUGUAUUUAAUUCCGGUGUUAGGGGUGCACAUUUUUUUCGUUUUGAUUACAUAUUUGCACCACACCCAUCUUUCAUUACCUCAUUAUGAUUCAACCGAAUGGAACUGGAUCCGAGGGGCUUUGUCAACAAUCGAUAGGGACUUUGGGUUCCUAAAUAGGGUGUUUCACGACGUUACACACACUCACGUAUUGCAUCAUUUGAUCUCGUACAUUCCACAUUAUCAUGCAAAGGAGGCAAGAGAUGCAAUCAAGCCAAUAUUGGGCGAGUUUUAUAAGAUCGACAGGACUCCAAUCUUUAAAGCAAUGUACAGAGAAGCCAAGGAAUGCAUCUAUAUCGAGCCAGAUGAAGAUAGCGAGCACAAGGGUACCUACUGGUAUCAUAAAAUGUGAUCAAGCCAAUGACCUCAAUGUGAUUCUAUGGCUUAAUUAAUUAGUCAACUUUGUAUCAAUCAACAUAAAAUGUCGUAAUGAGACAUGUGUGAACUUCCUUACUUGUAAUCUUAGUAGUCCUGCCAUUUCUUAUGUUAUGUACUAUGUACGGAGUAAUAUCUAUAAUAUGUGGUGGCAAAUUAUGAAGUACAUCAACAUGAAGUGUACUUCAGUUAUUAUGCUAGGAAACUUUUAUUACAAUAAAAUGUAGUUAUAUUCUGGAAA